AUGCAGAUUUUGAUCCCUAACACUAUUACUAGGCGCUUUGAUAAGCUAGAGAAACAGAUUGACUCUUUGAUGAAUAACAUUCAUUCUCAGCGACAGAAUGAAAACCCGUUGGCUGUCUCAACUCCACCACAUGACAUCCCUAGAUCCACCUUAACAACCAACGAGAAGCACGAAGGCGCUCAGUCAGUCAAUUACCAGAAAUCAGAUAACUCAAUUCGACCCGUGUCUCUUCCAGUGGAAUCUAUCCUGCCGGGUCACACUGUUUGGCCAGAGAACGAGCCAGCGGAAGCACUUUGCUUUAUUUUUCGAAGCGAAUUGAGCAUUUUCUUCCCAUUUGUUACGCCUCCCAACGAACCGGCAUCAGUGCUUCGACACAAUCACCCCUGUCUAUUCAAGGCUAUGGUAGUGGCAGCUUCCUAUCAAAAUAGAGCUCUCCAGAUUCGACGGGGUGCGGCUUUGACCGAGGAGCUCGCCAAGCGAUUGUUGAUUGAUGGAGAGAAAACCCGUGAUAUCCUGCAGGCCUUGCUGAUCUCCAUUGCCUGGUAUCAUGGGCAUCUCAAGGCAAACCCUCAAAUGACAAACCUUCUUCAUCUUGCUCUUGCAGUUCUUGCCGACCUCGGGUUUGAUAAGCCAGCUCACCUAAAUGAUCGUCGCACAGUGAUAUUUGACGCAUCAAGAUCAAGCUAUGGAUUUGCAGAGGAAACCAAUCGCAUGGAUAAUGAGGACCGCAGGACUCUAUUGGGUUGUUUCUAUGUAACCUCUGUGGCAUCUGCUGUAUUUCGACGUGUUGAUGCAAUACCGUACAGCCGGCAUCUUAACCAGGCAUUGCAAAUCCUGGUCGAAACGGGAAAGCAUCCAGCAGAUGAGUUGUUGGUUCUGCAUGUUCGUUUACAAAGCCUGGUCGAACAAAUUGCCCAGGUAGCACCGUUCGAUGAUCCACAUGGACCUCACAGCUCCUGGGCUCCGAUCACGAUGCAUAUUCGCUAUCUAGAACAGCAACUAACAAAUCUCACGCAAUCGGCAACCAAGUUCAACGGAAAUUGCCAAUGGCUCAUCCAUGUUCAUGCAGCACGAAUCUUUCUCUAUGAGGCCGGACUUUAUGACCCUCUAUGGCAGAAUGCGAAUACUGGUGCCCGACAGCAGCGGUUAGACACAAUGUGGAAAUGCCUUGCAGCGACAAAGUCUUUAUUCGAAGUAUAUCUCUCCAUGCCAGAUCAUAUGAUCUUUACCGCGUCAUACGCCCUUUGGGGUCUUUUGGCGUAUGGUCUGCUUAUCGCAUCUCGUCUCUGCUUAUCCAAAGUUGAAGGCUGGGAUGUAGACUUGGUUCGAACGGAACUUGACUUUUCACAAAUACUUGAGUUGGUGACACAGAAGACAGAUCAAGGCAAUGCGUUCGCACGCGCUCAUUGGUUAGGAGAUGGUGGCUCAGAUGAGCUGGUUGACCGGAUCAAAAUGAAGACAAGGAGAGUUCAGACUUGGUUCAAUCAAUACUUUCCCCGGAUAUUUGCACAACAUGACCCUGCUCUUGCCAUGGGUCCCGACCUUAGUUUCCUUCUAGGAAUCGAUGAUAUGUUCUGGGAGGAACUCAUCACAGGUUUCCAACCACCUGGUUUAUAG
This is a messenger RNA of Penicillium cosmopolitanum, 1617 nucleotides long. RefSeq lists its product as uncharacterized. Gene Ontology annotation, molecular function: DNA-binding transcription factor activity, RNA polymerase II-specific; transcription cis-regulatory region binding. NCBI's taxonomy places the organism in Eukaryota, Fungi, Ascomycota, Eurotiomycetes, Eurotiales, Aspergillaceae. The record is from RefSeq and is a predicted model, not a curated record. The transcript is spliced from 4 exons. Gene Ontology annotation, cellular component: nucleus. Gene Ontology annotation, biological process: regulation of DNA-templated transcription. Bases 1 to 1617 code for a protein of 538 amino acids.